AUGCAAGUGAAGUUCCUCCUCGGUGUCCUCGCCGGCGUCUCGGCCGCCAGCUACAAGCCCCAGCAGGGAUACAAGCAGCAGCCCCAGGCCUAUGGCAACCCGGGCUACGGCAACCCGGGCUACGGCAACCCGAGUUACGACAACGAUGGCUACGGCAACCACGGGUACGGCUACGACAAGCCGCAGCCGACGUACGCGGCGCCGUCGUACGCGCCGUACAAGAGCCACUACAAGGUUGACACGACGGCACCGUACCCGUACACGUACUUCUCGGCGGAUCACAAGAAGGAUCAGCUCAGCAUCCCAAAGCUUGGCGACUACCACUGCUUCUUGACGGGCGCCCCGUGGACGACGUGCGGCCGGAAGAGCCUCACCAACUACUUCCUCGACCAGUGCCUCGUCUUUUACGUGCAAAUGUCGGCCAACGUCAACGGCAUCUGCGGUGGCAAGCCGCCCAAGCCGACGCCGGACGCCCGAGCCCAAGGCGCACAACGACGAUUACUACAGCCCCGACUACCCGUCCGAACCGACGCCCAAGCCCACGACGCGCAAGCCCAAGACCGGCGGCUACGGUGCAGUCACGAGCGCCCGGACGUCGAUGCGUCGUCGCCGGCGUACCUCCAGGAGAAGUGCUACCAAAAGUCGUUUGUGUCGAUCACGACGGCGACGGUCAUGUGCCUCACGGAGAACUACAUCCGCGUCAACUUCAUCGAGCACUACGCGGCGCGCGCGUGCGGGAACCCGAUCGAGGGCCCGAUCUUGUACCUCAAGAAGCUGCACGCGUUCAUCAAGAACGUCCGCGAUUGCACGGGCAACGACGCUGUGACCAAGUUCCCGAACCUCUACAAGUCGUUCAAGACGACCGACGGCCUCGCGUACAACCCGAACGCGCCCUUUUACGACACCGACAGCGGCGUCAAGACGUACCAGUACACGAGCGGCGAGGCGUCGGGCCUUGGCGCCUACACGGUUGGCAACAAGUUCCUCUGCGCCAACACGGACGAGCUCGUCGAAUCCUCCAACGCCAAGUACAGCCACGUCUACCUCCAUGUGCCGAGCACCAACCACUACUCAUUGACCGACAAGCGGGUGCCGGGAGCGGAAUCGCAGCCCUUGGAUAUCUCCGCCAGCAUGUACGCGACGUGCACGCAGUCGAAAGCCAACACCAAACUUGAAGACCAAGUCUACCGCUAUUGCCAAAACGCAGACUACACGUCGGACCAGUCGCUCCGCAGCCUCUACGACUCGGUGCAUUACGUCGAGAAGGUCACGACAGCGCUUCGCCGCCCGCUCACGAUUGCCGAGAUUGCGGUUCGCAGCGCCGGUGUCCACGAGCAGCCGAUCCUUGAAGGCUUCGGUAUCAUGUACUACUGCGGCUUCUACGCGUGCGUGGCCAACCAUGACGGUGACGCGAACCAGUGCUACCCGGCCUUCAAGGAGGACAAUGAUUGGAACGUGCCGAACCCGUCGACCAAGACCAAGUCGGCCGAAAUCAACGACUGCAUUGACGAUGGCUACCUCUCGACCGACGACAUUGCGCAGAACUUGGACGUGACUGCUUACGUUGAUGCGCUCGCCCGUCGCAACUACAUUUGCCUCGCCGAAAACGUGAUCGUCGACUUUCUCACGCUCAUCUACCCGGACUGGAACCUCGAAAACGACGCCCUCACCCUCGUCUAUGGCCGCCACUUGGCCGAUGAACGCUGCUACGCCGAACUGUCGUUCAAGGACGAGAACAACGACGUGUCCCCGGCGCCGUGCACUUCCAACGUCGAGCUUUACAACAUGCUCGAGACCGCGCUCGCCUCGCUGUCUGCGACGUGCAAGGAGAACAAGGUCGCGACGCGCGAACCCUGGAGCGAGCCCGAGCCGCACUACAACGGCCACUACAACAAGGGUCAGGUCUACCCCAAGGCGCCCGUCUACAAGGCUUAG
Saprolegnia parasitica CBS 223.65 is the source of this 1935-nucleotide messenger RNA. RefSeq lists its product as hypothetical. The record is from RefSeq and is a predicted model, not a curated record. Lineage: Eukaryota; Oomycota; Saprolegniomycetes; Saprolegniales; Saprolegniaceae. Bases 1 to 1935 code for a protein of 644 amino acids. The transcript is spliced from 2 exons.